AUGUUUGCUGAUGACACAAAUAUUUCUACUCACGGUAAAACUGACACUGAAAUACAAGAACGCUUAAAUGCCGACUUAGAAAAUGUGCACCGAUGGCUAACUUCAAAUAAACUCACUCUUAAUAAAAAGAAAACUGAAUACAUGAUUGUUGGCUCACGACAACGCAUUUCUAAUAUUUUAACAGAUCCUAUAGUCAAACUUGGUGACUCAACAAUAAAGCGAGUCAACAAAUCUAAAACAUUGGGG
Paramuricea clavata is the source of this 246-nucleotide messenger RNA. The record is from the annotation of a GenBank genome assembly. Lineage: Eukaryota; Metazoa; Cnidaria; Anthozoa; Malacalcyonacea; Plexauridae.